UGCAGCCAAAGUGACGUAUGCGGUCGACGAAUGCGUCCUACACGGAUGCAGUUCCACUGAAUUGAGACACACCCCAGGUCAUUGUUGUGGCUGCAGACCGAAUGAAGAGAAAACACAGCGAGCAGGCUAAACCGUCUGCUUAUUUUAUCGCGUGAAUAACGAGAUCAGUCACCAUGACAACCAAGCGAGGACUGAUAACGGAUUCAUUCAAGGUGGUGAAGAAAGCAGGGAAUAGGGCGAAACGAGAGAAGAAGCCCAGUGCUCCACCAGCGCAGGAAGAACCUGAAACUGCGACGGUCCAAGAGGAGGAGCUACAGAGACUGCAGCAGUUUGAUCUGGACUGGAGAUUUGGGCCAUGCACAGGAAUCAGCAGGCUACAGAGAUGGGAGAGAGCCAAGCUUCAUGGUCUGAGCCCCCCGGAGGAGAUCAGAUACCUUCUGCUGCAAACUGGGUACAACCUUAGCCUGUGGAGUUUAUAUCCUUUGUGAAGAAGCGGGAGAAUAAUGCAGAUUCCAACAAAAGUCAAGUUUAUCAUAUAACACCCCAAACGACCGUGUGUUUCGUAGAGGGAUUUACUUUAAUCCUUGAGCCACAAAAGAAGUCUGCAAAAAACUUUUAACAGGGUAAGGUAUUCAAAAAGGGAAACCUGAAGAAAGGCAACCGAGAAGGGCUUAGCAAUGGAAGAAAAUUCACUGCUUUGCUCUACAAGUUUUUCUUCACAUUUUAUAUUAAAAUGUAAUUUUUACAAAAAUGACUCUUCUUUUAUCUUGUGAUGGAGUGAGGGGUUAACAGAUUCUCGACACAAACCACAAUGUGCUACACAUUCAGAUUAUUUGAUGGCUUCUGAUAUCUACACACUGACAUACAUUUAACUCAGUCUUUUUAUAACUGAAUCAAUCAUAGCAGAAAUGCACAGAUCGGAGAGUUCAGCAAUCAUCAGUUAUUCUGUGAUGGAAUAUAGCAGGGGAUGUGGUUAUCGAAAUAUAUUCCACAUGAAGCUUUAUUUUAAGUUUAAAGGGCUUAGUUUUUUUGAAAAUUGUACUGGAACUCCUCUUUAAUGGCUCUCACUGGUUUGUGUCCAGGGAACACAACAAAAAUCUUGAAGAGCGAGGCUCACUUUUCCCACGGCUCAGCAUACAGUAGCUUUACGAAUAUUCUCUGCAUUACCAAUGUUGUAAAGGAAACUGUAGUAUUACGUUUUUUUGCAAAAAUCUGCUCGGAUGUGAGAACAUGGUUGUAUGAGAACAGAUGAGGUUAUGUAUCUAUUUGAUGGACUGUGAAGAACAAUACCGUUCAAACACGUUAUCUGGAAAUAACAAUAUAUCUAAUCAGGGCCUCACCGACUACUGGCCCCGACUGGUUGACUGACUGACUAACAUCACCUUGUAAGUCCAUAACAUUCUUUUUUUACUGUUCCUGGAAAGGGAAUAACUACAAAAAAAGAGAAACCUGAGGCGGAUCCUUUUAUUUUGUUGGAUAUUUUUUUGUGUGGAUUGCUCUAUUCUUUUUAGAUUUCUCUUUUUUUGGAAGGUGGACAAUACAUUUUCUUUGUUAUGCUUGGCUUACCUUUUUGUGUAAAUAUAUGAACAUUUUCAACUGAAUCUUGGACUGUGUGUUGUGCUUUGUUGGGGUUAUUCUUGUGACUGUUUAAUGGGUUGAGGGUGUACAUUUUAUAGGUACGCGCUUGUGUGGUUUUGGACGGAGAUCCCAAAAAUAAAACUAAAAAUACGAUGA
Pungitius pungitius (ninespine stickleback) is the source of this 1734-nucleotide messenger RNA. It is a transcript of the gene pold4, whose product is annotated as DNA polymerase delta 4, accessory subunit. Lineage: Eukaryota; Metazoa; Chordata; Actinopteri; Perciformes; Gasterosteidae. The record is from RefSeq and is a predicted model, not a curated record. Gene Ontology annotation, biological process: DNA-templated DNA replication; DNA synthesis involved in DNA repair. Gene Ontology annotation, molecular function: DNA-directed DNA polymerase activity. Gene Ontology annotation, cellular component: delta DNA polymerase complex. The coding region runs from base 174 to 488 and encodes 104 amino acids. The transcript has 5 exons.